AUGGCAUCAGAAGCAGAGAAAACUUUUCACCACUUCGCUGCCUAUGGAGAGUCUUCCUCCAGUGGCAAUGAAAUCCACAACAAGAACUUUUCCAAGAUGUGUAAGGAUUGUGGCAUCAUGGAUGGCAAGAUAAUCACCUCCACUGAUGUGGAUAUUGUAUUCAGCAAAGUGAAGAAAAAGAAUGCCCGAACCAUCAGUUGGUCUGAAUGCCAGAUAGCCCUGAAGGAGAUGGGCCAAAAGAGAUUCAAGGACAAAAGCCCAGAUGACGCAUUGCAGUCUAUGUUGGCCCUCAUGGCCAACAAAGUUCCAGCUUCUACAGGAGUGACCAAGACAGUGGCAGUGGGCGGUGUGGACCGUUUGACAGACCCCAGCAAGUUUACAGGUUCCCACAAGGAGCGUUUUGAUGACAGUGGCAAAGGGAAGGGCAAAGCAGGGCGGGAGGAAACAACCGAAAACACUGGCUACGUGGGUGGUUACAAAGGUGCUGGCACCUAUGACCACAAGAAAAAAUAG
This is a messenger RNA of Gracilinanus agilis (Agile Gracile Mouse Opossum), 513 nucleotides long. RefSeq names its product tubulin polymerization promoting protein family member 2 (gene TPPP2). NCBI's taxonomy places the organism in Eukaryota, Metazoa, Chordata, Mammalia, Didelphimorphia, Didelphidae. The record is from RefSeq and is a predicted model, not a curated record. Gene Ontology annotation, biological process: microtubule polymerization; microtubule bundle formation; positive regulation of protein polymerization. Gene Ontology annotation, molecular function: tubulin binding. The transcript is spliced from 3 exons. Gene Ontology annotation, cellular component: microtubule. Bases 1 to 513 code for a protein of 170 amino acids.